This is a messenger RNA of Phytophthora infestans T30-4, 603 nucleotides long. RefSeq lists its product as uncharacterized. Gene Ontology annotation, biological process: transmembrane transport. Lineage: Eukaryota; Oomycota; Peronosporomycetes; Peronosporales; Peronosporaceae. The transcript has 4 exons. Bases 1 to 603 code for a protein of 200 amino acids. Gene Ontology annotation, molecular function: transmembrane transporter activity. The record is from RefSeq and is a predicted model, not a curated record.
AUGGAUGUCCAGGUAGUCAUUUCGUUGCUCAUUUUCACGUUCGUGAGCUGCAGCGUCGUGUACGAUGUCGAACUCAGCCCGCAAGGACGGAAGUUGCUCUCUAGACGCUAUCGAUGGCGACGAUUAUUGAACUGGUUUCCCAUGGGUGUUGUCUACGCUGCAUUCUAUAUGGCUCGGUAUAACGUCGCUGCCGGCAACGUUUCAUCGGUGCGCAAUCAGCUUGGCUUCUCCUCUGUCUACAUGGGCUGGGUUCUCUCUGCAGGGUCUUGGGCGUACGCCGUCAGCUCUCCUUUCACGGGGCAAAUUACCGAUUAUAUUGGCGGAAGAAAGGGCAUGAUCCUUUCGUGUGUCGGAGCAGCACUCUGCAAUCUAGCACUCGGAGUCAUCUUUCUCAGCAACGGGUCGCAUGUUGUGAGGCAAAUCUUCUUCAUUGUUUUCUACGCGGCGAACUUCCUCAUGCAGGGCUUCGGUACGAGCGCUGUGGUAAAGAUCAACGCGGCUUGGUACCUGGCAAGUGAACGAGGAGUGUUUGCUGGUGUUUUCAAUACAAUUCUUUGGGCUGGGCCUACGUCUUCAUUAUUCCGGGUGGUGCUCUGCUCGUGA